AUGGUGAGCCAACUAGUAUGGCAGCGGGCUGCCGCCUCUCGCAGGCUGGCCGCACGCUUGUCCCCACAAAGACUCACCACCCGUGGCCUGGCCACCGAGGCCGCGUCGUCCCGGAUGCCGCCCUACCCCAAGAUUGUCCGAAACCUCGAGCAGGUCCGUAAGGUGCUGGGUUCCGACCGCGCCCUCACUCUUGCGGAGAAGAUUCUUUACGCUCACUUGGACAACCCGGAGGAGUCCCUCCUAUCCGGCACCAACAAUGGUCGCGACAUCCGUGGCAAGGCCAACUUGAAGCUGAAGCCCGAUCGUGUGGCCAUGCAGGAUGCGUCAGCCCAGAUGGCUCUGCUUCAGUUCAUGUCGUGCGGUCUACCCUCGACUGCCGUUCCCGCCAGUAUUCACUGUGACCACAUGAUUGUUGGCGAGCGUGGUGCCGAUACCGAUCUGCCGGCCUCGAUUCAGGGUAACGCCGAGGUGUUCGACUUCCUGGAGAGUGCUGCCAAACGCUACGGUAUUGAGUUUUGGCCGCCAGGUGCUGGUAUCAUUCACCAGAGCGUUCUGGAGAACUACGCUGCUCCUGGUCUGAUGAUGUUGGGUACCGACAGCCACACCCCCAACGGCGGUGGUCUCGGUGCUAUUGCCAUUGGUGUCGGUGGCGCUGAUGCCGUCGAUGCCCUUGUGGAUGCUCCCUGGGAGCUGAAGGCACCCAAAAUCCUCGGUGUCCGCCUGGAGGGCCGCUUGAGCGGCUGGGCCUCGCCUAAAGAUAUUAUCCUACACUUGGCUGGCAAGCUAACCGUCCGUGGCGGUACUGGCUUCGUCGUUGAGUACCACGGCCCUGGUGUGGAGACUCUGAGCUGCACUGGUAUGGCCACCUGCUGUAACAUGGGUGCUGAGGUUGGUGCUACCACCUCGCUUUUCCCCUUCUCUCCAAGCAUGAUUCCUUAUCUGGAAGCCACUCACCGUGGCCAUGUUGCCAAGGCCGCAGCUGAGAUCGCUGCUUCUGGUCCUGGUAAUUUGCUGCGGGCUGAUAGCAAGGCUGAGUAUGAUCAGUUGAUUACUAUCAACUUGUCGGAGCUUGAGCCUCACAUCAACGGUCCUUUCACUCCGGAUCUGUCGGUGCCGCUGUCCAAGUUCGCCGACACUGUCCGCGAGAAGCAAUGGCCCGAGACCUUCGGUGCCGGUCUCAUUGGCAGCUGCACUAACUCCUCGUACGAGGACAUGACCCGCGCCGAGGAUCUGGUCAAGCAGGCAUCCGCUGCCGGUCUCAAGCCCAAGUCCGAUUUCUUUAUUACCCCGGGUAGUGAGCAGAUCCGUGCCACUCUCGACCGUGACCAGACCCUGAAGACCUUCUCUGAAGCCGGUGGGGUUGUUCUGGCCAAUGCCUGCGGUCCCUGCAUUGGUCAGUGGAAGCGUACCGACGGUGUCCCCAAGGGCGAGAACAAUGCCAUCUUCACCUCCUACAACCGUAACUUCCCUGGUCGUAACGAUGGAAACCGCCAGACCAUGAACUUCCUGGCCUCUCCUGAGCUUGUCACCGCGCUCGCCUACUCUGGCAGCACUACCUUCAACCCUAUGACCGACUCGCUUACCACCCCCAGCGGUGAGACCUUCAAGUUCCAGCCCCCCAAGGGUCACCAGCUGCCCGGUGCCGGUUUCGAGGAGGGCAAUCCUAACUUUCUGCCCACCGCCGCUGUCCCCGAUGCUACCUGUGAGGUCAUCGUGUCUCCUACCUCGGAUCGCCUGGCCCUCCUGGAGCCGUUCGCCCCCUUCCCCAAGUCCGACUUGGCCGGCCUGCAAGUUUUGUACAAGGUCAAGGGCCAGUGCACCACCGACACUAUCUCCGCUGCCGGACCCUGGCUCAAGUACAAGGGCCAUCUCCCCAACAUAUCUGCCAACACUCUGAUCGGUGCUGUUAACGCUGCCACCGGUGAGACCAACGUUGCCUACGAUGAGAACGGCGCUCCGCACGGCAUUCCCGAGCUUGCUGAGCAGUGGAAGCAGCGCGGCAUCGAGUGGCUCGUUGUUGCUGAGGACAACUACGGUGAGGGCUCCGCUCGUGAGCACGCUGCUCUGCAGCCCCGUUACCUCGGCGGCCGCGUGAUCGUCUCCAAGAGCUUUGCUCGUAUCCACGAGACCAACCUGAAGAAGCAGGGUGUCGUGCCGCUGACCUUCUCCAACCGCGAGGACUAUGACCGCAUCGAUGCCUGCGAUGUUGUCGACACUGUCGGCCUCUAUGACGUCCUGCAAGCCGGUGGCCAGGGCGAGAUCCAGCUGCGCGUGACCAAGAAGAAGACCGGCGAGUCGUUCCUUGUCCCUGUCCAGCACACUCUGAGCAAGGACCAGUGCGGCUUCAUUUUGGCUGGUAGCGCUCUCAAUCUGCUGGCCAAGAAGGCCAACGCGCAAUAA
This is a messenger RNA of Penicillium macrosclerotiorum, 2400 nucleotides long. Its product is annotated as aconitate hydratase ACO2. The transcript has 2 exons. Gene Ontology annotation, biological process: tricarboxylic acid cycle. Bases 1 to 2400 code for a protein of 799 amino acids. NCBI's taxonomy places the organism in Eukaryota, Fungi, Ascomycota, Eurotiomycetes, Eurotiales, Aspergillaceae. The record is from RefSeq and is a predicted model, not a curated record. Gene Ontology annotation, molecular function: 4 iron, 4 sulfur cluster binding; aconitate hydratase activity. Gene Ontology annotation, cellular component: cytosol; mitochondrion.